AUGGGGGCUGAGACCAACUUAUCAGAACGUCGUCGUUUGGUUUUGGAGCCACGGAAAGUUGACUCAGGAGCGAGUGAAACUCCACUUGCUGGUGCGAAAACGAGUAAGGCGAGCCCUUUUGGGGCAGUUAGGCCAAGGGAGGAUGUUUUGGCGGAGAAAGGUUUGGACUGGAAGAAGCUUGAUUCGGAGAUUGAGGCUAAGAAAGGAAGUUCUCAAACGAGCAGACCUUCAAGUGCUCGGUCUAAUAGGUCUGAGAGUUCAGGAUUGAGUAAUGUGGUGAAACCUAGGCUAAAGGUGAAUCCUUUUGGGGACGCGAAGCCUAGAGAAGUGUUGCUUGAGGAACAAGGGAAGGAUUGGCGCAAGAUGGAUAUGGAACUUGAACAUCGCAGAGUUGACAGGCCUAAAACAGAAGAAGAGAAGAUGUUAAAGGAAGAGAUUGAAGAGCUAAGGAAAAAACUCGACAAGGAAUCCAUUGCUCCAGAGAUUAAACAAUCUGAUCAAGAAUCCGGGAGUAAUAACAAUCACCAUGACUUACCGGAAACUCUACGCGGCAAAGAGAAAUAUCUGGAAAUACUAACCCGUGAGUUGGACGACAAAGUCAGGUUCAGGCAGAGACCAGUUGAAAGGCAGAGGCGUUUCAUAUUCAGAAAGAACACAUUCCCGGGCUGGAUCAGUGGAUGA
This is a messenger RNA of Brassica oleracea var. oleracea, 681 nucleotides long. RefSeq lists its product as uncharacterized. The transcript is spliced from 3 exons. Gene Ontology annotation, molecular function: translation initiation factor activity; mRNA binding. The record is from RefSeq and is a predicted model, not a curated record. Lineage: Eukaryota; Viridiplantae; Streptophyta; Magnoliopsida; Brassicales; Brassicaceae. The coding region runs from base 1 to 681 and encodes 226 amino acids.